GCUAGAGUGCACCGACCUAAAUGCGGUUUGUCUGCCCUUCCGGAAAUUACGGCUGCUGGCAGCGUCCUGCGCGAUGGUGCGAUUUAAGAACCGGUACUUCCUCUGUGAGAUCAUCUCCGAAGACCCUCGCUGUCGGCAGCUUAUUGAAGAGCGCAUAGUGCACAAUGCAGUGAAGAAUGCUGUUGCAAGAAUACAUGGAGAUUUUGGAGUAGCCUGUUGCUCCAUUGCUUUUUCAGUAAAGUACCUCAACGCCUACACGGGAGUGGUUCUCUUCUGCUGCCGGAAGGAUUUUUAUCGGCUUCUGUGGUCAUCCCUUCCCUUUAUUACUCACUUGGAAAAUAGGAGCCAACGCUGCCCCUGUUCUUUUAACACCCUUCAUGUUGGAGCAACAAUACGCACGUGUCAGAAGUUCCUUGUUCAGUACAACAGGGACCAGCUACUGCUGCUGUUACGGAACUGUACCAGUGAAGCUGAUAGAGAAGCCAUCCGGAAGUCCAUCCAGAGCUGUGCACUUGUGGGAGUGGAGCAGUCCCAGAGGGAAGAUGAAGAGAGUGAGGAGAACAUGGAGUUGGAUUGAAUUGCAUCGCCCUGGAGGUGGUUAAGUCAAGGAGAUGGGUUGUGUGGUCCUCACCUGGCAAGGAUCAGUAUUCCCCCCCCCCCUUCCGUUUUUCAGGAUUUUAAAAUCUGCUAAAAAACUAGCUGAAUGCUUUAGCUAGUGUGUGUAUACCAGUAUUUCUCAACCUCGAUAAUUUUAAGAUGUGUGGACUAA
Messenger RNA from Candoia aspera, 769 nucleotides. RefSeq names its product POP5 homolog, ribonuclease P/MRP subunit (gene POP5). NCBI's taxonomy places the organism in Eukaryota, Metazoa, Chordata, Lepidosauria, Squamata, Candoiidae. Bases 74 to 577 code for a protein of 167 amino acids. Gene Ontology annotation, cellular component: ribonuclease P complex. Gene Ontology annotation, molecular function: ribonuclease P RNA binding. Gene Ontology annotation, biological process: tRNA 5'-leader removal. The transcript has 5 exons. The record is from RefSeq and is a predicted model, not a curated record.